AUGAAUGUUCCUCUCUACGUUGUCCUCUUCGCUCAGCUGAUUCGCACCGCUGCUGUCACUGGAUCUAACCGAGUUUCCCCGGAGCAGCAACUGCUGGAGGCUAACAUAUCAGGACGCAGGACGGGGAGACUGUACUGUAGGGUCGGCAUCGGUUUCCACCUUCAGAUUCAUCCCGAUGGCAGAGUAAACGGGAGCCACGAGCCCAAUCAGUUGAGUGUACUGGAGAUCUUUGCAAUCUCUCAAGGUGUGGUUGGCGUCCGAGGCGUUUUCAGCAACCGAUUUCUGGCCAUGAACAAGCGGGGACGUCUACAUGCCACUGAGACAUUCACCGAUGACUGCAAAUUCCGGGAGCGUUUCCAGGAGAACAGCUACAACACGUACGCGUCGGUGGUCCACGGAGGGCGGCGCUCGGGGCGGCUGUGGUACGUGGCGCUCAACAAACGCGGCAAGGCCAAGAUGGGCUCCAGCCCGCGGGUCAAGGCGCAGCACGUGUCCACGCACUUCCUGCCGCGCUUCGCGCUUCACGAGAGGGCCGAGCACGGCUUCACCAUUGCCGAGAGAGGCCAGGAGAAGAGCAAACCCCCACCGGCGCCUCCGCCACCACACCGGAGCCCCUCCAGAGCCGAGAGAGGCCAGGAGAAGAGCAAACCCCCACCGGCGCCUCCUCCACCACACCGGAGCCCCUCCAGAGCCCCUGCAGCAAAGACAUCCAUUAGCACGGGACCGAGGCCUAGUCAGCCUGUGAAGUACUGGCCCAAGUUCCGGUUCGGGUGAAAGCCGCGUCCUAAAGCAGGACUAAGGAUAGGGACAAAACAGAGAAGGGUUCUUCUUGGUGGACCUCUGGCACCGUGGAAAAGCCGGUUCCUUUUUUGGGAUGUUUCUGAACAAGUCAUGUUCAGAGCGUUCUGUUAAGCAUUCCGACUAUCAGUCAAGUGUCAACCAAUGAGCUGGAUGGUCCAGUCUUGGGAUGGUUGUGGAGGAGGAAUGGACAAACCUGAAACCAAAUACUGUGCUGUAUGAACAGGGUAUAUUCUUCCAAACAUGCCAUAUAACACACGACUGAGAACAGAGGACACUAUUUGCCUAUGUGUUUAUGGUAUUUUAUUUUACAUUUUUUACAAGCAUGGAUGUACUUCCUGGUGCAUAAAACACCAUCAUUCAUCCCACAGACUUAAUUCAAACUCUUUUAGAAGAGGUGUAUACCUCUUUAUUUAUAUUACCAAAA
Messenger RNA from Alosa alosa (allis shad), 1225 nucleotides. It is a transcript of the gene fgf5, whose product is annotated as fibroblast growth factor 5. The record is from RefSeq and is a predicted model, not a curated record. The transcript has 3 exons. Lineage: Eukaryota; Metazoa; Chordata; Actinopteri; Clupeiformes; Clupeidae. Gene Ontology annotation, cellular component: cytoplasm. Gene Ontology annotation, molecular function: fibroblast growth factor receptor binding; growth factor activity. Gene Ontology annotation, biological process: regulation of cell migration; positive regulation of protein phosphorylation; cell differentiation. The coding region runs from base 1 to 774 and encodes 257 amino acids.